Molecule: messenger RNA, 6171 nt
Organism: Pseudoliparis swirei
Lineage: Eukaryota; Metazoa; Chordata; Actinopteri; Perciformes; Liparidae
Product: chloride channel protein 2-like
Exons: 25
Coding region: 164-3235 (1023 amino acids)
Biological process (GO): chloride transport; transmembrane transport
Cellular component (GO): membrane
Molecular function (GO): voltage-gated chloride channel activity
Source: RefSeq, a predicted model, not a curated record
UUGCACCGUGCAGGACGCCUCAUGUUAGGAAACCUGUUACACGCUGCGCAUGUGACGGCAGGCCGCCGCGGUGCCGGGUCCUCCUCCGCAGAUUAAUGAGCGGGCGCACUCGCUGCUCCCCGGGAGGCUCGUGCUGGCUGUCUGUGAUGAGGAUAUUGCGACAAUGGUGAAGGACAAGGCCGAGAACCGGACACUUCAGUAUCAGCAAACUUUGAUGUCCGGGCGCUACACCCAGGAGCUGGGUGCGUAUGCCCAGGAGGAAGCGGCCCGCCUGCGGGAUGGAGUGGCGCGGGACGGCGCGGGCCUGCGGAGGAACACCAGUGUUCGCAGUCGUGCUGCAGAUCUGCUGGAGUACGAGAAGGACCCCUGUGCCAAGUGCCAUUUGUGUGCGUCUCGAUGCCAGAAGUUCCUGAUCUCGCGGGUGGGGGAGGACUGGAUCUUCCUCAUCCUGCUGGGGCUGCUCAUGGCUCUGGUCAGCUGGGUCAUGGACUACGCCAUCGCCUUCUGCCAACAAGCACAGAAGUGGAUGUAUGGAGGACUGGACAGUAACAUGCUCCUGCAGUACAUCGCGUGGGUCACCUACCCUGUAGUGCUCAUCACGUUCUCAGCAGGAUUCACACAGAUACUGGCGCCUCAGGCUGUGGGUUCAGGUAUUCCUGAGAUAAAGACGAUACUCAGGGGGGUGGUCCUGAAGGAGUACCUGACCUUUAAGACGUUUGUGGCCAAAGUCAUCGGUCUGACCUGCGCUCUGGGCAGCGGGAUGCCUCUGGGAAAGGAGGGACCCUUUGUUCACGUGGCCAGUCUGUGCGCAGCCCUGCUGAGCAAAUUCAUGGCUCCUCUUUUCGGUAGAGUUUACACGGAAGAGCCCUUUGAGGGAAGCAAGAACGAGCUGAGGAACACGGAGAUGUUGUCGGCUGCCUGUGCCGUGGGCGUGGGCUGCUGCUUCGCUGCCCCUAUUGGAGGGGUGCUGUUCAGCAUCGAGGUCACUUCUACGUUCUUUGCUGUGAGGAACUACUGGAGGGGCUUCUUCGCCGCCACGUUCAGCGCCUUCAUAUUCAGAGUGCUGGCGGUGUGGAACCAGGAGGAAGAGACCAUCACCGCUCUCUUUAAGACACGUUUCCGUCUCGACUUCCCGUUUGACCUUCAGGAGCUGCCGGCGUUCGCCAUCCUUGGGAUUGCCUGUGGUUUUGGUGGCGCUCUGUUUGUCUACCUGAACCGGCUGAUUGUGGAGUGCAUGAGGAAGCAGAAGACUAUUCACAAACUAUUGCUGAGGAAGCGUCUGGUGUAUCCCGCGCUCGUCACCCUGCUGGUCACCACGAUCACGUUCCCGCCGGGCUUCGGGCAGUUCAUGGCCGGACAGCUGACGCAGCACGAGUCUCUCGUCGCGCUGUUUGACAACCGCACGUGGUGCCGCCAGGGCGUGGCGGAGGAGUUUGACUACAUCAGCCACCACCAUGCCUGGAAACACCCACAGGUCAACGUCUUCGUCACUCUCAUCCUCUUCAUCGUCAUGAAGUUCUGGAUGUCCGCUGUGGCCACCACCAUGCCGGUUCCCUGCGGCGCCUUCAUGCCAGUGUUUCUUAUUGGCGCAGCAUUUGGCCGACUUGUCGGAGAGGUCAUGGCAACGAUGUUUCCCGACGGCAUACAUGCCAACGGCAGCGUGUAUCCCAUCGUCCCCGGUGGUUACGCUGUCGUUGGGGCUGCGGCGUUGUCUGGAGCCGUCACCCACACUGUGUCCACAGCCGUCAUCGUGUUUGAGCUGACCGGUCAGAUCUCCCACAUUCUGCCCGUGAUGAUCGCCGUGAUCCUGGCCAACGCCGUGGCCCAGUCGCUCCAACCGUCACUGUACGACUCCAUCAUCCGCAUCAAGAAACUCCCGUAUCUGCCUGAACUGGGCAUGGGAUACCACGAGAAGUAUAAUAUCCGUGUGGAGGACAUCAUGGUUAAGGAUGUGCGCUACGUCACUCUUACCUCUUGCUAUCGGGACCUGCAGGCGAUGCUGGUGACCGGUCAGCUCAAAACAAUGGCCCUGGUUGAGUCCCGGGACUCCAUGAUCCUGCUGGGCUCCAUCGAGCGACUGCAGCUCCAGUCGCUGCUCUCUCUCCAGCUGGGCCGCCUGCGGAGGCUGGAGUACCUCCAGCAGCUGGCCCAGGACAACGGCGCCCACGAUCACCUGGCCAGCCUGACCACCGACAGCACGCCCAGCUCCCCCUGCGCCCGCAUCAACUCCUCCACCAACACCAACGCUCGGCAAGCGGUCCGCUUCCUGAUCUCCACAGAGGAGUCUGCCUCUUUCAGCCCAGUGGCUACCAAUGUUCAACUGCCUCUGAAAUCUGCCAUGAAAACUGUGUCAGCCAUCAGCGACACAGAGACUCCAAAUUGCUCUCAGACCCUGUCCUGUGCUGACCAGGACAAGGAGCUGCUGGAGAGUCCGGCUGGUCCGGCUCCUCCAGAAAAAAUACCCAAACGCGUGAGGAUCUCCAUGGCGGACUCCUCUGAAGUGGAAGAUGCCAUGACCCCAACAGACGUAGCGGAGUGGGAGGAGCAGCAGCUCGACGAGCCGGUGGAUUUCAAGAACUGCAAGAUUGAUCCCGCUCCCUUCCAGCUGGUGGAACAAACAUCUCUGCAUAAGACCCACACUAUCUUCUCUCUGCUGGGUCUGGAUCACGCCUACGUAACCAGCAUGGGAUGUCUGGUUGGAGUGGUCUCUCUCAGAGAGCUGCGUAAGGCCAUCGAGGGCUCAGUGACGGUGACCGGAGUAAAAGUGCGCCCUCCGUUGGCCAGUUUCCGGGACAAUGGGAACAGCACGAACGUAUCCGAGGUAACGGAACUGCACAAGCUGUGUAUCCGCCACCGGGGGCUCUCGUUGCCACGGGAGCCCAACCCCCCGGACGUGGAGGACCAGCCGGACCUCCCGUACAAAGAGAUCCCCGUCACCUUCUCGGACCAGUCGAGUUUGCAGUUUGAAACCAGCCCCGGGGACGUCUCAAGUCAGUCGUCGGAGUUGGUGCUCCAGGAGAGCCCCUCGUUCACCGAGGACCCCUCCGAGUUUACUUUUGACUGCAGCCCCUCCCACACUGAGGAAUCAGAGCUGGCCUGUGACUAUGACCCCCCCGGCCACACUGCUGAGCAGUACGACACGGAGCCGGGACAGGGGAGUCCAGCUCUGACCGAGGGCCAAUCAGAACCUGAGGGAGAGGGUAUCCCCGUCCACACGGAGGACCAAUCAAAAUGACCAGAGGGGCGCCACGCCGCCGCCUCCUGAAUGUUGACGUUUCUUACGUUUGUAGAGGUGCCUCUGGCCUCCGAGUCCAGCCUAGAUACCUGUGUUUCUAACGUUGUCGUGGCGUGAGCGAGUGAGAGUGAGUGAGCGGGAGCGGACGUGACAUCCUUUACCGUGUUUCAAACUGUGCGAAUGCCCGUUUUUAAAGGACCGCGCCGGUUUUAUUCUGAAUUUAUCAACAAAUCCCAUGAAAAAAACCCAAACCAACAACGACUGACUUCCCCGUAACAUCUGUGGCUCUUUGAUCCCAUUGAACGCCUCUGAACAGCCACACAGGUGUCUGCGGUCCUUCUGGCUGAUCAGGGGGAAGGCUUUGAUGGGAGUUCAGUCAGGUUACAAGUCGUCACCCACCUGCACACAUGGUAACGGUGUCAUUUGUGGAACAGGUGCAUCAAAGCGAACAGGAGACACGUGAAAGAUGUCAGAUAAAACCUUUUUGUGGAUCCAGAGGAACGUGUGAAGCGAAGCUUGAGAACAUCUCGUGAUGGACCUCGAGGUGAGCCGACUGGAGGCAGCGGAGCUCAGAUUCCUCCAACGGGCAUAAAUGAUGCAUCCAUUGCAGCCACAGAUGUGUCAACGUGUGACUUAUUCAAUUCAAUUCAGUUCAUUUGUAUAGCCCAAUUUCACAAAUUACAAAUUUGUCUCGGAGUGCUUUACAAUCUGUACACAUAGACAUCCCUGCCCCAAAACCUCACAUCGGACCAGGAAAAACUCCCAAAUAACCCUUCAGGGGGAAAAAAAGGGAAGAAACCUUCAGGAGAGCAACAGAGGAGGAUCCCUCUCCAGGAUGGACAGAACAAUAGAUGUCAUGUGUACAGAAGGACAGAUUUAGAGUUUAAAUACAUUCAAUGAAUAUGACAGAGUGUAUGAAUAGUUCAUAGUAGGCAUAUUCCACGAUGGAGACCUCCACGAUCCAUCAGGCUGAUGGUGGUGGGGAGGAGGAGUGGGCGGAGUCUCAACAGUGGGCGGAGUCUCAACAGGACAGUGGCGUAGUCAGGAGCAGGAAUUCCACGACCCAGACCUCGAUGAUCCAUCAGGCAGAUAGGAUCUAUGCCGUCUCAUAGGGUCCGAUGACCCCAUGAGACGUGAAGUCAAAAGGACUCCGGGGAGUUAGUAACAUGUGAUUGAGAGAUGAAAAUUCAUCCCUAAGGAGAGAAAAGAGGAGAUAGGUACUCAGUGCAUCCUAAAACGUCCCCCGGCAGCUAUAAGCCUAUAGCAGCAUAUCAAGGGGCUGGACCAGGUGAACCUGAUUCAGCCCUAACUAUAAGCUCUGUCAAAGAGGAAAGUCUUUAGUCUACUCUUAAACGAGGUGACUGUGUCUGCCUCCCAGACUGAAGGUGGAGGCUGGUUCCAUAAAAGAGGAGCUUGAUAACUAUGACAUGUGUGAUCCUUUAAUGAGGGAGCACGCCGCUCAGUGCCGCCAUUUGGAUAUUUCUUUGGGAGAUUUGUUGAUAAUGAGAACAACAGGGAAUGUCGUCCGCCGUCUGUUUUGAAUGUGUGUUUGCGAGAGAGAUUCUUCACGCUCGCAUCCGAUCCACUGACUCUUUAAACGCACUCAUGCCAAAAUAACAUCCUGUAAACAUUACUUCGAGAACAUGUGAGAGAAAUGACGCACACAAAGAAUAAAAGAAAAGCACAGAAGAACAUAGACGGUGGUUCCAACGAGCACACGAUGGGAUGAACGCAAACUACUUCCACCGCCUGCUCCGAAUACAUCAUAUGGCACGAAUUAAUGGCUAAUAAUAUUACGUUAUAGGGGUUAUAUGUCGGCUGAGAUGCAAUACGUUUAGAGGAAUACUGCAGUAAAGGGGGCUUUAAUAGCAACAGUGUGAUGAGUUGGUCCAGACACCUUUCUCAGUCUAUCUUUUCUUCUCACUACCAAAUACUCGUGUCCGUAUCAGCCCCCGAAAUCCCCAAAUCAACUGCGAUCUACAGUUACAGAGGCAGCUUCCAAAGGUCCAGCAAGCAGAUACUGGAGAAGCACAUUGUAAUUACCAUGAGGAGUGAAGUGUCAUGCACCCGUCGCCUGCUCUCGGCUCUUGGAGGAGGCGGAUUCCAUCCGGGCGACGGCGAGCGCCAGACGUGUCACUUUUACGGCCUCUUCAUCUUCUGCCUCGCCAACUUAAUGUGUGUUUAAUGUGUUUCCAGCACGACAAAGGAACUACACUUGAGCUCAGAUUGAAAGAAAGAUACUGGGUGUUGUACAAAGCACACACACACACACACAUUAUUAUAGGGCCACGCGUAUGCGGCCUGUAGAUAUUAACUCUGUGAUAUGUCACGCGUAUCUUUAUGACAGAGUACAUUUAAUCCAGCCUGGCCUCUUGAUGCAAUGUGGAGAAAUGUACCUGAAGCACAGCGGUAACCACGGCGAUGUCGUGGAGCAAAGAGUGUGCGCGAGACCCUCAAAUGGAUGUCAGUAUUUCAGCUUCAUGCCGUUGCAUUUUUGAGCCAUAUUUCUUCUCUAUAUUGUGUGAUCUCAUCACAGCACCCCAACUCUGGUUCAUUUGUGUCCGUGUAACCAUCCGCGCGACCGUUUUAUUCCCGUCUUGACUUUUGGUUUGCGUAUAGAAUGUGAAGUAGUGCUCGCCAUAUAAGAUAACGAAUAAGGCGUUAAGUAUAGAGAGUGUAUAAGCUCAUUUGCAGCGUAUCUAGUGAAGCAAUAAGUCUAGUAUCUCCCUUUAUAUGGCCCGGGCCUGUAUAUGCCUUGUACAUAUGAAAAUACACGGAUGAGAUCUACGAACAUGCUAUUGUACAUAGGAGAAUUAUGCAUUUAAAAUCCAACAGCCAUUGUUAUUUUUCAGAGAACACAAAAUUGUUUUUGUACAUGAGUGAAUGAUUAAAUUUGAAAAACACCGUAAAAAAAAAAAGAUGUAAAGUUGUGUUUC